AUGGCUCCUAGCUUAACUGAGGAAGCACAAUUGCCUUCAUAUAAAUUCGAGGAUGCAGACGAUUCUGUAAUUGUACAUCUCUAUGCAAAUGGAGCAGUUGAGAUCAAAGAAGUCGACGUAAACUGUGAUUCUGAUGCUCUUGAAGUGAUGACACCAAGUGGCCAAAAGUGGAAAUUUCAAUUAUAUGCACAUAUCUACGCUGAUCAAGUCGAAAUUGACUAUAAAAUUAACGAUAGUAGAACUCAAACAACAAUUGAAUUUCGUUUACACAAACAACAAACAGAAAUCAAAUGGCCUCAACUUUGCAGUAGACAAACCGCUUCGGUAAUUCCAAAAGAAAACGAUGCAAAUAUUGCCACGACUAAUCCACAAAUCAAUUCGGUUAUCGAGCAAGAAGCACCAGAAGAAAUAUCAUUCAAAAAAAUACACAGUACUUUUAUCGAAACAAAUGAUGAUCGAAUCAUCUCACGACUGGACAUAAAACAAGUUUUCAAUUGCCAAGCGAAAUUUACUGAUACGAACUUUACAGUUAUUUUUCAAACAAACGAUGAAGAUUUUCUUCGUUCUCAUUCCAUCGAAUCUACAAAGCAAGUCAAACUAUUUGUUCGUGUUAAAGAACGAAUUAGACCUCAUCGAUGUACUUGUGUAGUCACCCCAAUAUGUAUUGAAAUCACCCUUAUCAAAGAUAACCCAUAUGGAAUGAAAUGGAAUCAACUCGAACCAAAUGAAUUCUCAGAAAAUCGCCCAUCGGUACAAUUAUCAUCAGUGCACUCACAUCCAUUAGGAUCAACAAAACCAACACUCACAGAUGAUAUCCACCGAGCUGCUAUUAUAUCAUCACCUCCGAUGAGAACAUCAGAGACGUAUCCAUCCAUUUCGACACUUUAUCGAAAAGAUCUUACAAGUUUGAGUAGCACGACGUCCACGAUCGGUUUUACUGGUAUAUUCAAUCCCGCGAAUUCGUGUUUUAUGAAUGCAGUCGUUCAAUGUCUAGCAAACACACGUGAAUUACGAGAUUACUUCUUGCAGGCAUACUAUUGUUUGGAAAUAAAUCGAUCAAAUCCACUUGGUAUGAAAGGUAUCAUGGCUGAAGAAUUUGCCAAUGUAUUGAAGAAACUAUGGAGUGGAGCGUACAAUUACAUUGACGCUAAUCAAUUGCGAGAGUAUGCUGGUAAACGACAUCAAGAAUUUGCUGGCAAUGGACAACAUGAUGCACAAGAAUACUUAACAGUUUUACUAGAUUCUCUUCAUGAGGAUCUUAAUCGGGUUAUAAACAAACCUCAAGUACCACCUGUUGAAGAUGAUAAUCGACCUGACCAUGAAGUUGCUGAUGAGGCUUGGCGUGGUUACUUAUCUCGUAACGAUUCGUUAAUUGUACAAUUAUUUACAGGUCAGUUCAAAUCAAAGACAAAAUGCCCACAGUGUAACAAGGAAUCAACUACAUUCGAUCCGUUCACGUCGCUCUCGGUACCGCUACCAAAACAAAUCGCUGUCGAUGCAGUCGUUAGUUUCCGAAGCGAAGAAAGAGCACCCAUCAAAUACCGCAUCACCAUGUCGUCAGAUGGUACUAUUGCAGAUUUGAAACGUUUGCUAUUCAGCAAAUGUGGUUUGGCAAUCGCUAAAAUGUUAGCUUAUAAAAUUCAAGAUAGUUCUUCUGUCGAGCAUCUUUCUAAUGAAAUGUAUGUACCAAGUGGUGGGUACUCAUGGAACAAUUCGGAUGUUAUAUAUAUAACCGAAAUUUUAACAAGUACAGAAUGUGAUGAUGAACCAAUCGUUACCUUAACAUUUUUCCAACGAGUCUUCAAACCAAUUGAGUACGUACUGCCAUGUGCCUAUUGUCAAGCCAUACCUAAUCCUCAUGCGACACCAAAGUAUUGCAAGAAUUGCUAUCAAGCGUCCUAUUGUGAUGAACAAUGUCUGAGACUUCACAAAAGUGAACAUGAACAUCGGUGUAAACAUAGCGCAUCGAACACUUAUGACGUUGUGGGCAUUCCCUUCGUUAUUUCUGUACCAAAAUCGAAAUUAACCUGCGAAUAUAUCUUCGAACAAAUCAGUCUCUAUGCUAAACGAUAUGUGGAUAUUUAUAUAGAACGAACAAAACAAACCCCACGAUCCAUUGAGAUCCAUACCGAUUUCGAGGACUAUGAAACGGUCAACGAUAACGACGAUGAUAGUUUCAGCGAUAUUGAAAAUGUUGACUGGCCAACAAUCAAAAGCACCCUGUCGUCAUCUGAUUCUUGGUCCAUUUGUCGUAUCGGCGAUUACUUUGUUAAAACAAAUAAAAACAAAAAUCGUCAUAAUCAAGAGAAAAAACGAAAGGAAAAACUGGCGAAAAACAUAUCAACCAUAGAAAAAGAAGAGGAAGAACCGAUGAUUGUUAGUGAUGACAGUGGUAGCCACAGUAGUACGGAUGAUUUUGAUAUGCUCGAUGAUAUAAUUGGUAAUCAACCUUUAUUUCGUUUAAUACCUCAGACGGUGAAUGUUUCUCAUAAUAACUCCCAAUCAAUUAUCGAACCGGGUGAAGAUGCAGAUUAUAUUUUACGUUGCUAUUCUACAUUUUCAAUUGACUGGUUCACGGACAAUAAAAUAGAUGCGCCUCUUCGUAUUACUUCACCGUUAAAUAGAAAUCGAAUCAAUGGUCUCGUGGAAGAUGAUAGUGUUUUCAAUUCAACUGGUGGAGAGCAAGAUAUAACUCUUCAACAAUGCUUGGAAUUGUUUAUCAAACCUGAAGUCUUAGGUCCGGAUGAUAAAUGGUAUUGUCCACGUUGUAAAGAACAUAUUCAAGCCGAAAAAUGUAUGUCGGUUUGGCGUUUACCACCAAUACUUAUUAUUCAUCUGAAACGAUUUAAAUACAAUCAAUAUUCAACAUCGUAUUACAUGUCGAGUACACGCGAAAAGAUCGAUACAACGGUGAAAUUUCCUAUUCAUAAUCUCGAUAUGACACCUUACUGUGCAUCCGUACCCGAAGAUAGUAGUGAUACCACUCAAUCUCGUUACGAUCUUUACGGAGUUGUGAAUCAUCGAGGUUCAGCAUGGUUCGGACACUACACAUCCCACGCUAGAUUGCUUGCGAAUAAUGAUCCAGCCAAGACUGAUAUAGGUUGGCGUCACUUCGAUGAUACACGUGUUUCUCCGUUAGCAAAUGUCAAAGAUCUUAUUCGAUCUGAUGCAUAUGUUUUACUCUAUCGACACCGUCAUCACACAGUUAAUUUUGCAGUCCAAGAACAAGUUCAACGUAUUUUAACAGAAUCCACAUUGGUGUAA
Adineta ricciae is the source of this 3264-nucleotide messenger RNA. NCBI's taxonomy places the organism in Eukaryota, Metazoa, Rotifera, Eurotatoria, Adinetida, Adinetidae. The record is from the annotation of a GenBank genome assembly.